Molecule: messenger RNA, 570 nt
Organism: Columba livia (rock pigeon)
Lineage: Eukaryota; Metazoa; Chordata; Aves; Columbiformes; Columbidae
Product: olfactory receptor 14J1-like
Exons: 1
Coding region: 1-570 (189 amino acids)
Biological process (GO): G protein-coupled receptor signaling pathway
Cellular component (GO): membrane
Molecular function (GO): odorant binding; olfactory receptor activity
Source: RefSeq, a predicted model, not a curated record
AUGUCUUACGACCGCUACAUUGCCAUCUGCAAACCCCUGCACUACGGGACCCUCCUGGGCAGCAGAGCUUGUGUCCACAUGGCAGCAGCUGCCUGGGCCACUGGGUUUCUCAGUGCUCUGCUGCACACGGCCAAUACAUUUUCACUGCCCCUGUGCAAGGGCAAUGCCCUGGGCCAGUUCUUCUGUGAAAUCCCCCAGAUCCUCAAGCUCUCCUGCUCACACUCCUACCUCAGGGAGAUUCGCCUUAUUGUGAUAAGUUUCUCGGUAGUAUUUGGGUGUUUUGUGUUCAUUGUGGUGUCCUAUGUGCAGAUCUUCAGGGCCGUGCUGAGGAUCCCCUCUGAGCAGGGACGGCACAAAGCCUUUUCCACCUGCCUCCCUCACCUGGCCGUGGUCUCCCUGUUCCUCAGCACUGCCAUGUUUGCCUACCUGAAGCCCCCCUCCAUAUCCUCCCCAUCCCUGGAUCUGGUGGUGUCUGUUCUGUACUCAGUGGUGCCUCCAGCAGUGAACCCCCUCAUCUACAGCAUGAGGAACCAGGAGCUCAAGGAUGCUCUGUGGAAACUCGUAUCUUAG